Molecule: messenger RNA, 884 nt
Organism: Physcomitrium patens
Lineage: Eukaryota; Viridiplantae; Streptophyta; Bryopsida; Funariales; Funariaceae
Product: non-specific lipid transfer protein GPI-anchored 9
Source: RefSeq, a predicted model, not a curated record
UGCAUAAAUGCACGCAGCAGCUUCCCCGCUGUGUGCAGCGCUUUCGCCGCAUCCCCACUUCUCUGCAGAACCUUGUUUCUCACACACCAGAUCAGUUCCACAGACUGCACAUCUUGCUAGUUGAGAGUCCUCGUGGCGUGGUUGAGUUCUGUGCGGAUCGAUAUGGCGCCCAAGAUGUGUGUCGCGAUAGUGGUCGCGGCGAUGCUAUUCACCGCUGUGGCUGCGCAGACCCAGCCGGACUGCACUGCUGCAGUGCAAACCUUAAUCCCUUGCUAUGCAUACGUGACAGGCUCUGUCGCCGCGCCUGGUGCUCCGUGCUGCCAGUCUCUCAUUACCCUCAACACCAACAACCCCAUUUGCUUGUGCGCGUCCGUGAGCCAGCUAGAUACGCAACCACAGGUGAAUCGGACCAGGGCCUUGGGGCUGGCGAAGGAGUGCAACGUUGCCAUCGACGCUGCGACCUGCCCAGCUUUGGCUACACCGCCCUUGCCUUCUCUGCCUCCUACUCUGCCUCCUCUGCCUGCGGUUCCUCCCACCAUGUUCACCCCUCCCGCCGGCCCAGUGUCUGGUCCCAAGCCCAGCACUCCCCCAGCUGCGUCUGGACCCUCUUCUGGUGGCGCCGUCCCUCCUGCGGCGUCCGGCAGCCCUUCAUCGGGUGCGACCUCUCCUGGUCCCUCUCCUCCUUCUUCCGGAGCUUCGGCGAUCAGAUUCUCACUUGCGCUUUGCGUGGCUGCCGUAGGAGUGCUUGUUCUGGCGUUUUAAUGUGACUGGGUGACUCAUCCUUCAUAGGUAGUAGGUUCUUUUGAUUUGUUCAGUCGGGGGUCAACUCUGCUGAGAUUCAUUCAUUUAUCUUUGGUCAAUAAAAUGGGUAUUUUAAUAUUUCA